This is a messenger RNA of Nothobranchius furzeri (turquoise killifish), 2858 nucleotides long. It is a transcript of the gene cln5, whose product is annotated as CLN5 intracellular trafficking protein. Gene Ontology annotation, molecular function: hydrolase activity, acting on glycosyl bonds. The record is from RefSeq and is a predicted model, not a curated record. Gene Ontology annotation, biological process: lysosome organization. NCBI's taxonomy places the organism in Eukaryota, Metazoa, Chordata, Actinopteri, Cyprinodontiformes, Nothobranchiidae. Gene Ontology annotation, cellular component: lysosome; lysosomal membrane.
GUGACUUGUAAUGCGGAAGUCCGGGUGUUUGGUGAGAAAGAAUCAUGUGAAAGCAAUCUUCAUACCUCUGCGCUGGCUCCAACGUGUCUCAGUCAAACAUGGUCGUGUGUUUCAUCCUUGUCCUGGUUCUUCAUACUGUUUCUCAAGUCAGGACACAGGGACAGCAGCAGCAGUGGCCUGUCCCCUACAGGCGCUUUGACCACCGACCUGCUGUGGACUCUUACUGUGAGGCUCUGUACCCGUUCUGUCCCACUGGAGACCACGAUGGACGCAUUCCAUCCAUGAAAGACAGCGAUGUCGUCUCCGUUUACAGGCUGCAGACACCAGUGUGGGAAUUCAAGUAUGGAGAUUUACUUGGGAAACUACAUAUCAUGCACGAUGCUGUCGGUUUCAGCAGCUUGGCGACUGGGGCCAACUACACCAUGGAGUGGUAUGAGCUCUUUCAGCUAGGAAACUGCACCUUUCCUCACCUCAGGCCUGGGGCAUUUGCACCUUUUUGGUGCAACCAAGGAGCCGCCUGCUUCUUCCAGGGCAUCGAUGACUCGCACUGGUCAAAGAACGGCACGCUGGAGAAGAUAGGAGAAAUCACAGGGAACCAGUUCAACGAGAUGGCCCGGUGGGUUCAGGAGGACAACGAGACUGGGAUCUACUACGAGACGUGGACGGUUCUGUCUGACCCCAGCCCAAAUGCGACAGUGUGGUUCGAGUCGUACGACUGCUCCCAGUUCAUCCAUCGUACCUACAGGAAGCUGAAAGAGCUAGGAGCCAGACUGUCCAGCCGAACACAGACCAACUACACCAAGAUCUACCUGUACAGCGGAGAGCCCACGUACCUGGGCAACGACAGCGCCAUCUUUAAACAACCUGCGCUGAAAAACUUAGCAGAGGACAUCCGUGAGUUCUACCACACAUUCAGGCCACACCAGUCGUUUGCUGAGCUCGCCCUCAGCCUGCUGGAAGCCUACAAGCAGAUCGUGCUGGACAAGAGCUUCUACCUUUACUACAACUUUGAGUACUGGCAUCUUCCAAUGAAGCCUCCAUACAUGCACAUUACAUAUGAGGAGGUGCCGUUGCCUUGACAACCCACUUACACUUAAAGAUUUUAUUUAGCUUUUAAAUUUGGUCAUAAAGCCACAGCGCGCUAACGUCUUGUAAUAAUAGCUUCAUAGAGACGUUAAUUUUACAUGUAAUCCCAACUAACUAUGCCAACUGAUUUUAUCAGGUGUUUUCUAUAAUAUCCCUAAAAUGUCAAUUAUAGGGCGGGGACUUUAACGCGUUAAUUAUGAUUGAUUACUUAGAAAAAAAUAACGCGUAAAAAAAAUUAACGCAUUUAAUCGCAGCUUGCAUUUCGAGGAAGGCGGAACCUUUGUCAUUGCACGACUUCCUCGUAGACUGAAUAUCACUGACGCACACAACAAUGCACAGUGCUAAUGGCUACUAAAACAGAAUAAAAACAGAAAGAAGUUGCCUUGCUUGGACUGAUGCAGGAUUUAGGAAACAGUCCGCUUCUUUUUUUGACUUGGAAAAAAAACUUCCAGACGACAACGGAGUCCGUGUCGCGGACAUUUUUCAGAGAUCGAUAUUGCUGCAGCUGCCCGGUGGCAUCGGAAACUUUACAAAAGUUGCAAUAAGCUAUAUUUUUAACAUUUACGUAACAUCUGUGCAGCGCUGAAAGCACCAGACAGAAUAAUUCUUUGCCCUAACAGUAGUUUAUGAAAGUAGUCAGACAAACGAGAGGCACCUGGCUGCCGCUGGGAGAACGCUCCGUGUUCUCACUACUCGGUAAACAAUCACAGACAACGUGUCUUAAAGUUGAAAACAGAAGUUUAAGUUAAAACAGAAACACUCUGAAACUUUUCUGAUGAUUUUCUAAACAAUUCUGUGGGGGAGUUAUAUGUUUCUGAGACGAGUCACUGUCUAAACAUCACAUGCAUUACUAUCAUUAAGCAGCGAGGUGUGUUGAAGCUGUCAUCAGCUAAGGGGCGGAUGCUUAAGUGCAUCAGGGGCAGUGAGGAACGAGGAAGUUGUGAUCAGGCUGGAGAUCACACCAGAUUCGCUGCUGCAGGCGUGAAUCUGCAGGUCUGCAGCAUCCCCUUCUUAAUGUGACAUCAGGACUUCCCAUGUAAGGAAGGUCCGCUCACCUGUUCGUCAGAUCAUUAUUUCCUCGCCAUGAUCUUUUAUCUUCCCAUCAUCCUCCAGUCAUCCAACUGGAACCAGUUAGUGUUCCUGAUCAUUCUCAGAAUAUGUCACGCCUGCUCUGGUGUUAAAAGUUAGUACAUUUAAGUCCUAGAUCAUAUUUGUGUCUGUUCUACUGUCAUUUUGAAGGAUUAUUAUUUAUAUGUGUGUUUUUACUAUAUUAUGAGUAGAAAUGCUAAUAAAAACUCCCAAUUAUACAAACAAGUGAAACAGGAAAAAUUAGAAUCUGGUGCAAAGUCAAAUUUAUUUCAGUCAUUCAACUAGACAGAGAGACUAUUUAAAGGCUCAGGAACCCUUUGCAUGUGUUUUCUAUUUGUAAUUAUAAAUUUUAGUUGAUUUGGGUUUUGUUUCAUAUCACACAGUGACAUUUGAAUAAUUAAAAUGCAUUUUUUUAUUAAAAGCUUUAGUUUACAGUAAUAACCAUGUCUAAUGUUUGAUUCUCUGUCUCAUAAUUUUAAUUAAAAGUUUUAAUUUGAGAGCACAUUUUCCUGAACGAUUAAAAUGCGAUUAAUUUAGAUUAAUUAAUUACAAAGCCUCUAAUUAGAUAAAAAAAAUUUAAUCAAGUCCCAGCCCUAGUCAAUUAGACGUUUGUUCAGAAAAUAAGGACAAAUAUCAUUUUUUUCCAGUGAAGAAUAAACUCGGGUGGAAGCCCUUUUUUUUAA